Messenger RNA from Saprolegnia diclina VS20, 1185 nucleotides. RefSeq lists its product as hypothetical. Bases 1 to 1110 code for a protein of 369 amino acids. Lineage: Eukaryota; Oomycota; Saprolegniomycetes; Saprolegniales; Saprolegniaceae. The transcript is spliced from 2 exons. The record is from RefSeq and is a predicted model, not a curated record.
AUGGUCGUCGGCCGCCCCCGUCACUUUCUCCUUGGCCUCGCGGCCUCGCUGCCAUACGUGCUUGCGGAAAAGACCAGCAACAGCAGCCUGCCGGUCGGCACAAACCCGGCGCCGUACAGCGCACAGCGUUCGUUGGCGACCGGCUGCUUCUUUGGCUCGUUCACUUGCCCCAAUGGCGCCACCGCGUGCAUCGACCCGAUAGAGUUUGCCGGGUGUGCGUUCGAUACGGUCACCCCCCUCAGCAUCGACGGGAUCGCACCCGACUUUUUCGGCUUGAUGAAAGACUUUACGGACGGCACGAGCAACUUUAUUGUGGACUUCGCCGACCAAAUGCUCAACGACGCGAUCCAAGAUCUGAUCGAGUGCGGCAACUUUCUGAGCGGCAACCGACCGACCUGCUCGACGCUCGCAUCACUACGUUCUUUCCAAGGCCAAGUCGGGGCCAAGGGGUUGACGGCGACCGACGUCAGGCGUAUCGAAAACGGGCUCGCCAAAGCAAAGGACGUGGCCAGCGGCGUCACCCAAGAGUGCAAGACCGGGUGUACACAGGGCGAGUGCAGUGGCGACGCGUUGACGUACACUGAGCCGACUGGCUGCACGUGCCAGUCGCUCAUGCUCAACACCAGCGACCCGCAAUUGUUUACGGUGACCGCGCCCGAGUGCGCCAUCAACGCCGGCCUUUUUCUCGCCAACGCCAAGGGCGCCUUGGAGCUCACGAUGAAAAUUCAAUUCUCGUACAUGGGCUGCUUUGUUGGCACCAAGGACGCGCCGUCCGAGUGGCGCAGGUGCACGAACGCCUAUGCGUACGACGACUUACCGGGGGCGAUGUUUGUCCGCUGCGUCGACCAGUCGAAUCGAGAAGGCGACCUGACGAGAACGACCCAAGGCAACCCGUCGUCGUCGUCGUCGUCGUCGUCCAAGGCUGGAUGGAUGUCGUUGUUGCCCGUCGCAAUGAUCGGCGGGUACUUGUACCUCAGAAACCAGAAAAAGAAUGCGCAACCACCAACCACGACCCCCGACCCUGCCAAGCCCAGUGUUAGCGCGGCCCCCCAAGUCAAAGCCGCCGUUGAAAUUAGUCUCGACACGGAGAUCGUGUGCGAGAUAGAUUAGCCCUGAGAUUAGCCCAUGCUUGCAAGGAUCUCGUAGGAUAGCUAGGGUUCCUCACUCAAAUAACAUCCAUCCAAC